Silurus meridionalis is the source of this 1277-nucleotide messenger RNA. It is a transcript of the gene sdhb, whose product is annotated as succinate dehydrogenase complex, subunit B, iron sulfur (Ip). The transcript has 8 exons. Gene Ontology annotation, biological process: aerobic respiration; respiratory electron transport chain; tricarboxylic acid cycle. NCBI's taxonomy places the organism in Eukaryota, Metazoa, Chordata, Actinopteri, Siluriformes, Siluridae. Bases 87 to 929 code for a protein of 280 amino acids. Gene Ontology annotation, molecular function: electron transfer activity; 2 iron, 2 sulfur cluster binding. Gene Ontology annotation, cellular component: mitochondrial membrane. The record is from RefSeq and is a predicted model, not a curated record.
CGCGGCUACCUGCGCAUGCGCACGAGCUAGGCUGCCCGCAUGCGCAGUAGGCGCGAGUGAGUGACCGGGUCAGUCGAUGUGUAAAGAUGGCGGCUGUGUGUUUCUCCUUGAGGCGGUGCGGAGAGAAAGUGAUGCGCUGCUCUGUUCUAACAGCGAGCAUGCGUUAUGCACAGACCGCAGCAGCAAUACAGCCACGCAUUAAAACGUUUCAAAUUUACCGCUGGGAUCCUGAUAAGCCCGGGGACAAACCACACAUGCAGACGUAUGAAGUGGACCUGAACACUUGUGGGCCGAUGGUGUUGGAUGCUCUGAUUAAGAUAAAGAAUGAAGUCGACUCAACUCUCACCUUCAGACGCUCCUGCAGAGAAGGUAUCUGUGGGUCGUGUGCGAUGAACAUUAACGGUGGGAACACACUGGCGUGCCUGAACAAGAUCGACACCAACACCAGUAAAGUGACCAAGAUUUACCCUCUGCCCCACAUGUAUGUGGUGAAAGACCUGGUACCAGAUAUGAAUCAUUUCUAUGCUCAGUAUAAGUCGAUUGAGCCGUAUCUGAAGAAGAAGGAUGAGAGUCAGCAGGGGAAGGAGCAGUACCUGCAGAGUGUAGAAGACCGACAGAAACUGGACGGUCUGUAUGAGUGUAUCCUGUGUGCGUGCUGCAGUACCAGUUGUCCCAGUUACUGGUGGAAUGGAGAUAAGUACCUGGGUCCUGCUGUGCUGAUGCAGGCGUAUCGGUGGAUGGUGGACUCUCGUGAUGAGUUCACAGAGGAACGUCUGGCUAAACUGCAGGACCCAUUUUCUUUGUACCGCUGUCACACCAUCAUGAACUGCACCAAGACCUGCCCCAAGGGUCUGAAUCCUGGAAAGGCUAUCUCUGAGAUUAAGAAAAUGAUGGCGACGUAUAAGGAGAAGAAAACCGCGACCGCGUGAUGAUGCCAAUCUGAAGGACUGAAUGCCAUCAGAGAAAUCAGAUUAUUUCCUGACCUUCUCAUCCUGCUUCAGCUACACACACACACACACACACACUUACUCUCACACUCCUCAUAGUAUUGAUACAUCAGAUUUUGUGCUCUGUUGCUUCAUCUGUUACAGGACCUACAAACAGUCAGUGUGUGUGUGGUGUGUAAGCGUGUAAACGUGUUUGUGUGUUUGUGAGAGAGAAUGAAGAGAUGAGGAAGGAUGUGGUCCAGCACAGUUAUAAAGUGAUAAAACACUUGUACUGUUCUGUGGGAUAUGUGGUGUAUAUUUUGUGUGUAAUAAAACAAUUCAUGGUUAAAA